AUGUGCAUUGGCAGGAAGAAGGGAGGGCAAUUAACGACUCUAUCAAUGCACGGCGCCUCGAUCAAUCCCGAGCGCCCAAAUUAUACUCGCUUCGUGGACGAUGUAUGCACCGUUACGGACGUCCCCGAGGACUCAACAGGAUCAGAAGGUUAUAUUCGUGUGGACACCGAGAUGUGCUCGAUAGGAGAAUCGCAGGAAGCCAGGAUGGACUACCAGAGGAUAUUUAAUAGUGUUGAAGGAACAUCUUUCUAUGUGAGGCUGCGCAGAUCGUCCAGGUUUUACCAUCUUGAUAAGCUGAAGCCAAUUGCAAUGCAAAAGCUCAACUUACCGCAUUGCCAACGGGACGGGAUGUUCGUGGGGACUUUCGAGAGCCAUAGCCCUGAUCCUUGGAGAGUCGACGUCCAGGAGUUCAACUGUCGGGCUUCCCGGCGGGGGUUGAGCAAGCUUACUGGUCGGGACCGUCCCGUUCGACAGCUCAAAGCAAUCUUCAAAAUCAAGAGAGAGAAUGGUGAGUGGGAGACUGUACCUAUUCUGGGAACAGUGAACAACAUCAUGAAACUGGACACUACUCGGGGCCAUGGUGCUGACGCAUCUACAUGGACACAAGCGGAAGCAUUUUUCUUCGAAUUCUAUUCCCGGAACGAGUUCUUUGAUGCCGUCAUGAUCACUUCCGGAGGGAAACCUGUGAUGCUGUUCGAUACGAGGAUAAAACCCCAACAACAACUUCAACACUUGUGA
This is a messenger RNA of Perkinsus marinus ATCC 50983, 738 nucleotides long. RefSeq lists its product as hypothetical. The transcript has a single exon. Bases 1 to 738 code for a protein of 245 amino acids. The record is from RefSeq and is a predicted model, not a curated record. NCBI's taxonomy places the organism in Eukaryota, Perkinsozoa, Perkinsida, Perkinsidae.